AUGGGAAACAAUAAUUCACACGGAAAGAGUGAGAUAAAAGACGGUAGUGGCAUGAGCACUCCUAGGGGUUCAACCCGAAGCACGAGAUCGGGGUCCAACGGAGAAGUGCAAGAUCAGCCAGAAAAGUCUGAACAACAGACAACCUCCUUAGUUCCCGUUGAAAAACUUGGCAAGCUCCUUGCGCAUCGAUCGCAGAAGGAAGAUGGAGUCAAUGGUGUUACGGAAAAAUCUUUUACCAAAUAUCUAUUUCCGAUGUAUCCAGAAUUGGCGCGCCACUUUUACAACUACGUUCACAGGACAGCUAAGUGUAAGAACAAUCACAUUCCACUGUCUGCGUUCAGACAACAGUGCGAAAAGAUACUGGCCAUGCUAGAUGACAAUGCCAUCAUUGAAACGUAUAUAAGAAUGUUCAGCUCUGAACCCGAAGAAGGCAAUGUAACUCCUAACGAUCUCCGCGGUCUUCUUUACAUCAGCUACAAAUUAUCGAUGGACCACUAUCCCGAGGGUCCGCAAGCAUGUCCAAUGAUAAAUAAGACGCUCUCAGCAGUUAUCCGAGGUUGCUUCAACAAUAAAGAUUCCCACAGCGUCGGAUUUGUGGUACGCUGGCUAGAGGAGCAUUGUCAUCGACUUAUAUUCCCCAUACACAGAUACUGCGUGCACAUCCUAGCGACUCGUCACCGCGACAUCGAGUCUCUCAGCAGCAGCAGUAGCAGCAGUGGUUCGCUGGAGCUCGGUACUCCGGUUCUGGAGCGUGGUUCCUGGGCUGGCGGUUCGGGUACUGGUUCCGGUGGAAGUGGACUCCUGCCGGUCUCAGCAGCUUGGCUGCUAGCAGCAACGGCACCACCGCUCUACUCCAGACCAGCCAAACCACCGCCUCACCCAGGUGGUACAACUGCUUCGACUGCGUGGAUGGCUCGUCUGGUGUGCGCGCUGCCCUCACAUUGGGUGCCCUUGUACGCCUCCAACGAGCACGGACUCGGAGCCAACAGGUUCCUUCAUCACACGCUAGCAUACCGGGGUCCAACACUAGUGGUUAUAGAGGGCAAGUGUGCGGGUGAGGAAUCUUCGGAAUCGGAGAGGGUCACUGUAGUGGUGUGCGCUCCUCAGGAAUGGCGUGACACACACCAAUACUGGGGCGGACCACAGGGAGCCCUUGUGCAACUAUAUCCCACGUUGUCUUUAGUGGAGUGCGGGCCGAAGCUGUUAUAUCUUAACUCUCAUAUUCGCGGGUACCCACGUGGUCUUCGAUCUGGCUCGGACCCACGUCACCCGCUUCUGUCUGUAAACGAAGGUUUCGAUUCAUUCACCUUCAAGGGAGUGCCGUACACUCUUUGCGCUGUCGAGGUAUGGGGUUGUGGUGAGCAGGCCUUAAGGGAAGCACAGCUUGAGGUCAAGAAGUGGCAGGUCCGGGAGGCUGAGAGACAACGACAGGUCAAGAUAUCAGCUGCAGACUGGAUAGAACAUCCCGAUCGAUACUUACUAGAGCUGGCAGGCCGGCCGCAGUACAACAAUACUGCCACAUAG
Danaus chrysippus (African queen) is the source of this 1524-nucleotide messenger RNA. Lineage: Eukaryota; Metazoa; Arthropoda; Insecta; Lepidoptera; Nymphalidae. The record is from the annotation of a GenBank genome assembly.